Molecule: messenger RNA, 3620 nt
Organism: Mustela erminea (ermine)
Lineage: Eukaryota; Metazoa; Chordata; Mammalia; Carnivora; Mustelidae
Gene: GTF2F2
Product: general transcription factor IIF subunit 2
Exons: 8
Coding region: 156-905 (249 amino acids)
Biological process (GO): transcription initiation at RNA polymerase II promoter; transcription by RNA polymerase II
Cellular component (GO): transcription factor TFIIF complex
Source: RefSeq, a predicted model, not a curated record
CUUUCCGGGAAUUCCCUGUAGCUUGGCGGGUGGACGCGGUUUCUUCCUAUUCCGCCUCUGGCAGAGGCACACACUGUUCUUCGGUCCUUUGCACCGCAGGCGCCUAGCUCCCGGGCAGCUGCUCCGGUCUGCUCGCCUCCACCCGCAACAGAUCCAUGGCGGAACGUGGGGAACUCGAUCUGACCGGCGCCAAACAGAACACCGGAGUGUGGCUGGUCAAGGUUCCUAAAUAUUUGUCACAGCAAUGGGCUAAAGCCCCUGGAAGAGGUGAAGUUGGGAAACUGCGGAUUGCCAAGAGUCAAGGAAGGACUGAGGUGUCAUUUACUUUGAAUGAGGAUCUUGCAAAUAUUCACGACAUUGGUGGAAAACCAGCAUCAGUCAGCACUCCUAGAGAACAUCCAUUUGUCUUACAAAGUGUUGGAGGACAGACAUUAACAGUCUUUACUGAGAGCUCAUCAGACAAACUUUCAUUGGAAGGAAUAGUGGUACAAAGAGCUGAAUGCCGACCUGCGGCCAGUGAAAACUACAUGAGAUUAAAAAGAUUGCAAAUAGAAGAAUCUUCCAAACCUGUAAGGCUAUCACAACAACUGGACAAAGUUGUGACAACCAAUUAUAAACCUGUUGCUAAUCAUCAGUAUAAUAUUGAAUAUGAGAGGAAAAAGAAAGAAGAUGGAAAACGGGCUCGAGCUGAUAAACAACACGUUUUGGACAUGCUAUUUUCGGCAUUUGAGAAACAUCAGUAUUAUAAUCUUAAGGACUUGGUGGACAUCACAAAACAGCCUGUGGGGUACCUAAAGGAAAUCUUGAAAGAAAUUGGCGUUCAGAAUGUAAAAGGGACCCACAAAAACACAUGGGAGCUGAAGCCAGAGUAUAGACAUUAUCAAGGAGAAGAGAAGAGUGAUUAAGAAGACUUUGCCAGCAUGCCGGCAGAACAACUAAAGGGUGGUGCGCUGAGGAAGCACUGCCAAGACUCAGAUACUUGAGUACCGUCUGUUGUAGGGGUGAAAUGACUGGAACUUUAAUUUCCCUAGGUAAAUUUUUUAAACAGUAAUUCUUGUAAAGUUACUCAAGGUGGUUUUUUUUUUUUCUUUUUUUUUGAGGAAAAAAAUUUAUUUAUAGGCUUGUAUUAAACCUAGAUUAUUCAGAAGGGGGUGAGGGGCUGGGGGGGUUAAGAAGGUUUUUCGUUUUAAAUAUUGACUUUUAAAAUGUCAAACUAGGAAAUGUUUUCUAGAUGAGGACUCUGUCCUUGUUUUCUCUGAGGAUCUGAGGUGAUACAAAGCGGAAGUGAAUGGCAAAACCUGAAAAAAGCGGUCAAAUACAGAAAGACUUAAAGGGAAUAAAAAACCAAAGUUCCUUAUUCUGAAAUUGUCAAAGAACAAAGCUCUCUUUAUUUAUUUAUUUUUACAGGAGAUCAUGUUUCAUAUUCACACCCAUUAAUAAAGAAGAGGGCAUUUAUGUUUGUACCUAAGAUAGCAGUUUUCAUUAUUAGCUUGCAUAUUUAACCCUCCUGUUAGUGACAUGAGAAAUGGGGAAAAUCUUGGCCAAUGAAUAUAUCUUUUAUUUGCUUUUAUAUAUUUUUUAAAAGAUUGAUUUGUUUAAGUAAUCUCUACAUCCAGCAAGGGACUUGGACUCAUUACCCCACAAUCAAGAGUCACGUGGUCUACCAACUAAACCAACCUGGCGCCCCUCUUUUAUUUUGUUUUUAAAAGAAUCAGAAAUUAAAUAUUUUCCCAGUAAUUCAAGAUCUGUCUCUCCCAUCCAGAUUAUAAGCUUCUCAGAAACUGAUUUUGUUCCAGAAUUUUGCUUCAUACUCAGCUGGCAGAUACUGAUUGUCGCCUGAAGAAUGAUGUUGACAAACUAAGGGAGGCUUGUAGGGGUGAGGCCGAUAUGUAUUAGGCAGGCACAAAAACAAACCUACCCACAAACAAGACCAUGAGAGCAAACAAAGGAAGCUUUUAACAAGUUAAUUGCUUCUUGGCCUUUUGGCUAAGAUCAAGUGUAACAAAUUAAACACAAGGAAAAGUUGCUUUUCUUUUGUUCAUUUUGUCAGCUGCUUCUGUAUGCGCCCAACCAAUAAGGAACGAAUGCCAGAAAUUUAAGAAACUGUUACAUAACUAAAGCCAGUCAAAGAGGAACCUAUCCUUUGAGAUAAAUAUUUUUCUGUAUUACUCGAUUUUCAGCAGGGAACACCAUCAUGCAGAGGCUGAGUACAACUGCUUUGAGAAAAUGUCUGCCUUUGCAUUCCCACUGUAAACUGUAAUUCUGAUGAGGGAGAGUGGUAUUCAAUGUUGUUCUGGUGCAGGAACCAAAUGUAUCCCCCUUACCUUUGUUUCUGACAGAGACUUAGUGUCAGGGAGCAGAUGGAUAAUGGUGUGACCAAUCAGUAUAGAACUGAGAAUUCUGGAAACCUGUCAUGUGCUUGGUUCAUAGCAUAUAUCUCCCCCCGCAGACCUUGUCUUUUUUUGACGUUUGGCCCUGCCCUGCAACAGACCUCUGUGUCCUCUCCUUCUGUCUUUAGUUUUUAAGGUGACCGUGCCUGCCAGAUUGAACUGUGUAGCUGCUGGCAGAGCUUCCGGGCAGGGCUGUGUCUCCUCAGAAGCUCUGCUCUGCUAUUUCUGCCAGGUCUGGUUUCUUCAGCUUAUUUUAGGUAUCUUUUACCUCAUCACACCUGACAGUAUCUGCUUGAGUCAUUUAAACACUUGUUACUUGUUCAGUGGCAUAGCUAAUCUAGGCUGUAGACUGGUACCACUCCUGAUUAGAUUUUUUGAAAUUGCUUUCUUAUUUAAUACUAAAAUACGGCUACUGGUAAUGAAGGAGACUCUCUCUGGCUUCUUUUAUUUUUUUAUUUCAGAACUCGCUUGCUCUAUAAACACGCUUUCGACAGCCAACUAUCAGGAAGUAGGAGUCCUCAGCCCUUAUAACCACUGUGAGAUUGAGAGAGGAAAGCUAGUAAGAGAGAUGCACAUCUGGUAAGAUGUCACAUCCUAAGCACACAGGAGGGCCAUGUUUCAUAGGUGAUUUAGUUAAACUCUGCUAGUUACACUCACUUAAGGGAUGUUUUAACCAACAAAUGGUAAUAAAUAUAUUACGGUUGCUGGGCAUUGGAAAGAUUUGAAAUUACAUGUUGCCACAGUAACUUCUAAAAUGAUAGAUCUUAAAAAAGAAAACCGUUUUUGCUCUGUUGUAUCAUAAGCAGCCCUUAAGGAGUUCAGCAGAGUUGGAGUUAUUCCUAAUGGUCUGUGAACAAAUUUUCUUUGGAGCUUAUUUUCAUCCUUGUUGGUACUUAUCUGUGAAAUAAGAGUUAACACUUAUCAGGCCCUUAUGUGCCUGGCAGUGUGUUAAAUGCUCUAAAGUAUUGCAUUUAAUCUUCAAAAAUAGCUGUGAGAGGUAGAUAAUGACCAUUUUAUAGAACCAUUUCCUGCCCAACACACUGUCAUGAGACCUGAUCGCCUUUGGGGGAAAUUCUACCUGUGGGCCAAGUGAAUACCAGAGUGUACUUUUCCAGAAACCUUCCCCUGACGCCCCAUCCCCCCCACCCCCAACAAAUCCUCCCUCCAGGAAAAUGGUGCAGACCCCAGAAGACGUGAGAGCGAGGGAGUUUGUCUCUGGCAUCUCUAAUA